This is a messenger RNA of Linum trigynum, 1479 nucleotides long. The record is from the annotation of a GenBank genome assembly. Lineage: Eukaryota; Viridiplantae; Streptophyta; Magnoliopsida; Malpighiales; Linaceae.
AUGGCAGAGGAGAAACAGGAUGCCACCCAGCCGGCGGCAAAGGCCCCGGCGGAGAUCAAUGACGCGCCGCCAGAUGUCGAGUCCCAAAUUAGGACUGCUAUGCGGUCUCGCGUCGACUACUUCAAAGAUCUAGCAGAUUCUCUGACAUUUGAGGGAGUAAGGAGGGUUUUGGAAGAGGACUUGGGUCUGGAGAAAUUUGCUUUGGAUGUGCAUAAGAGAUUUGUGAAGCAAUUGCUGCUGGAGUGCAUGCAGGGCGUUACUGAUGGGAGUGACCAGCAGGAUUCAACAGAAAUGGUUUCAAAAGCCGCAUGUUCAAUUGAAGAAGAAGCAUCAGAAAUACCUGGAGGUGAUGUAUCAAAAAUUGACUCAAAGAAUCAUGACAGUGAGGAGGAGAAAAUGGAAGAUUCCCCUGUAAUGGGACUUCUGACUGGACAUAAGAAAUCUAAAACGGAAAGUAUUAGAACCAAAGAUAUUGAGAAGAAAGUGCCAAAUGAGAGCAUCAUAAAAAAGGCCAUUUUGAAGAGGGCUUCAUAUAUUGGAGCUAACUCUGAAAGCAUUACAAUGGCUGGACUGCGUCGACUUCUAGAGGAAGAUCUUAAACUUGAUAAUGGUGCACUUGAUCCGUUCAAGAAGUUUAUAAGCACUCAGUUAGAUGAGGUAUUGCAGUCUCCUGAAGUCUAUGCUUCAAAGAAGAAAACUGUGAUGAAUAAAUCUCAGGAUAGAAGUGCUAAAAGAGUGAGCAGUGAUGUGAGAUCAGAUUCAUCAGGCAAGGAUGAUGAUGAAGCAACACAUAAACGUAAGGUUGCUUCAAAAGAGAAGACAGUGAACAGUGAGGGACCAAAAAAACGAAAAAGGUCUGGGAAGGAAUCCAAGGCAUCUGCUAAGAAGCAAAGCAAGCCUUCAAAAGCUCCAUCACAUAACAAUAGCGAAUCGGCAGAUGAAGAAAAUGCAUCUGACAAUGGUGAUUCUCAGUCAUCGCAAGAAAAACCAGUGAAGAAAAGGGAAGCUUCUACUCCUGCCCCGACAUAUGGAAAGCGUGUGGAGCAUCUCAAAUCUGUUAUCAAAUCUUGUGGGAUGAGUAUUCCGCCAGUUAUAUAUAAGAAGGUGAAGCAGGUGCCUGAAAAUAAACGCGAGGCAGAGCUAAUAAGAGAGCUGGAGGCUAUACUUUCUAGAGAAGACUUGUCAUCAAAUCCUUCUGAAAAAGAAAUAAAAGAAGUUAGGAGGAGAAAGGAGAGAGCCAAAGAACUUGAGGGCAUUGACAUGAGCAACAUUGUGUCCAGUUCACGGAGGAGGUCAACAAGCAGUUAUGCCCCUCCUCCUAAGCCACCCAAAGUACCUAUAGAAAGUGAGAGCGACAGUGACGAAGCAGAGGACAAAGAUGAUGAAGAAGAUGAUGAAAAUAACGAGGAUGAAGAUGCAGACAACGAUGUUGAUGAAGAAAGCCAGAGCGACGAGGAACUUGACGAUGAUGGUAAGUAA